GCUUUUGAGAGAACUCCAGUAAUUUUAUCCACACUUUCAACAUAAGAUAUACAACAGAAUGAAGAUCUCUGUGAGUUUUACGCUGUGGCUGCUGCUCGGCGCCGUCUCCGCUGAAGAAAGUACCGAUUAUACGCUGCCUUUUCCUCAAGACAUCUACGCUGCGCUGGAACAGAUGACCACCUCGUUGGAUCAACUGAACGGGGAGAUGAGCUUGUUGCAAAGAGAGACUCAAGAACAAGUAGCACAGCUGAAGACUGAAAUGGACAAGCUGAAUAAACAACAGCAAGAACAAGUAGCACAGCUGAAGACUGAAGUGGACAAGCUGAAGCAACAACAGCUAGGCCGACAGGUUGCGUUCUCAGCCUCUCUGUUGGCUGGAGGCCAAGAAGCAACUUUAGGACCCUACCCCACGUCCCAUACCCUGGCCUUCAAACACGUUAUCACCAACACUGGAAAAGCCUACAACCCAAACACAGGUGUGUUCACUGCCCCGGUGAGAGGAGCGUACAACUUUGAGUGGACAGUCGGUGCACAUGGAGACAACCGCAAUCCUUCAGCUGCCUGGUUGGUCAAGAACACAGAGCAUGUUUUCAUUGCAUACGAGCAUGAGACAUCCGGUUAUAUGAGUUCUUCUAAAGCCGCUACGCUGCUGCUGGAAGUGGGAGACGUGGUGUUUGUGCGUCUGAGGCUUAAAGUUACAGCCGCCAUUUUCUUGUCGUCGGAAAAGCUGACGGAGCGAUAG
Molecule: messenger RNA, 742 nt
Organism: Perca fluviatilis (European perch)
Lineage: Eukaryota; Metazoa; Chordata; Actinopteri; Perciformes; Percidae
Exons: 6
Coding region: 59-742 (227 amino acids)
Molecular function (GO): protein binding
Source: RefSeq, a predicted model, not a curated record